AUGGCUCCCCACGCUGAUACUGAUACCACUUCAACCCAGAGCGCGGCUCAGUUUUCUAACCCACCAUGCUCGAUGCUCCACGUUGAGGGCGCAGACAUUGUUGACGCUUCGGGUUCCAAGGUGAUUUUGAAAGGCGCUGGGUUGGGAGGUCACCUGAACUUUGAGAACUUCAUUACUGGUUAUCCGGGACAUGAACACGAGCACAGAGCCGCCAUGGCCGAGGUCUUGGGCAAGGAGAAAGCCCAAUUCUUCUUUGACCGCUUGAUUCACUACUUUUUCACCGAUGCAGAUGCUGCAUACUUCCAAAGUCUGGGCCUCAAUUGCAUUCGUAUUCCCUUCAACUAUCGUCAUUUCAUCGACGAUGACAACCCAUCUGUGUACAAAGAUUCGGGCUUCAAGUUGUUGGAUAACAUUGUGGACAUUUGUGGCCGUCACAAUCUAUACGUUAUUCUCGAUCUUCAUGCCGUUCCUGGUGGUCAAAAUCAAGACUGGCACUGCGAUAGUGGCAUUGGCAAGGCUCUCUUCUGGGACUUCAGAGUCUUCCAAGACCAGAUGAUCGAUCUGUGGGUGCAUAUCGCCAAACACUAUGUCGGCAACCCGGUCAUUGCAGGCUACAACCCUCUGAAUGAGCCCGCAGACCCUAAGCAUACUCGUCUCGUCGCCUGGUAUGAUAGAAUGGAAAAGGCUAUCAGAGAGGUGGAUCCUGACCACAUUCUCUGGGUGGACGGCAACACGUAUGCAAUGGACUUCAGCCACUUCACACGAAUCAUGCCCAACACGGUCUACGCCUGCCACGAUUACGCAAACAUGGGCUUCCCAAUUCCAGGCCAAGACCCCUACACCGGCACUGAAGAGCAAAACGCAAAGCUCCGCCGUCAAUUCAACCGCAAAGCAGAGUUCUCACGCAAACACAACGUGCCGCUCUGGAACGGCGAGUUCGGGCCUGUGUAUGCAGACCCCAGUGCCGAUCCUGAUGCCGACAAGACCAAUAUUAGCAGAUUCGGCGUACUCAAGGAGCAACUAAACAUCUACGCCGAAUCACAGAUCCAUUGGACUAUCUGGCUAUACAAAGACAUCGGAUACCAAGGCAUGGUCCACGUCUCACGCUCAUCGCCAUACAUGCAAUUAAUCGCAUCCUUCGUCGCCAAAAAGCAAAAACUCGGUCUAGAUUUCUGGGGUGUCGUAGACAAAACCGGUGUUUCAUCAACUUACGAUCCUUUCCUUGCCGACAUCAAGAAGAUGAUUCCUGAACACUUGCACGACUCCAAGUAUCCUCACCACUGGAACAUUGAAAGACAGUUCGAGAGAGUCAUCAGAGAGUGUUUGGUUUCUGAUUACAUGAGUUUGGAGUUUGCAGAGUUGUUCAAGGGAAAGAGUGAACAGGAACUUGAUGAUCUGGCUGCUAGCUUCAAGUUUGAGAAUUGUGUUACUAGAGAUAAACUUACAGAGAUCUUGCAGGCUGAUGCUGCAAGGUCGAGAGUGCAGAAGUAG
This is a messenger RNA of Aureobasidium melanogenum CBS 110374, 1491 nucleotides long. Its product is annotated as cellulase. The record is from RefSeq and is a predicted model, not a curated record. The transcript has 2 exons. NCBI's taxonomy places the organism in Eukaryota, Fungi, Ascomycota, Dothideomycetes, Dothideales, Saccotheciaceae. Gene Ontology annotation, cellular component: cell surface; extracellular region. The coding region runs from base 1 to 1491 and encodes 496 amino acids. Gene Ontology annotation, molecular function: beta-glucosidase activity. Gene Ontology annotation, biological process: glucan catabolic process.